CAAGCGGGGGGACGACACCUGCUGCAACCAUGUCGGACGAGGAUGAGAGCGGACCCUCGUCGAGGCCCAUGAUGGCGCCCAACAUCGUCGGAGGAGCCGUUGGGAACGUGGAGAGGAGAGACGAUGAGUACGAACCGUUUUGGCAGGCGGCUUCGAAUGCCGCUCAGCCGGCGCUCUCCUCGAUUCGUCGGCGACUGCCCCAUUUCUCCUCGCCGCCGCUUCGCAUCCAGCGCGUAUCGCAGCUUGACGCCGAGCUGCUCGACACAGAGCUGACAACAAUGCUCCUCGAGCCUCUCAAGGCUGCCCUGCGCAACAUCCGAGUCACGCUGCCCACCACACUCGAGCCGGAGCUGCUCCUGGUGCUGCGCCUGGCCCUUUACAAAUUUAGCAUCUUCGACCGUGGUGCCACGUACGGGGCCAUGCUGCAAAACCUGCGCUACCGCAACGAGUGGGCACAUCGAGGCGGGCUCCAGUCGACAUCGCGCGACGCACCGCUCUCGCGCUUCCAGCUCCUCGCCUUCCCCAGUCUCACCAUCGUCGCCCCCUACCUCCACACCAAGCUUGAGCGGACCAUGAGCAGGAUGAGCUACUCGGACAUGCCCAGCGACGACGUGCGGCGUAUCCUUUGGAAUGGUCUCGAUCGAGCCCAGCGCAUCUAUGCAGCGCUCACGCUGGCAAACUUCCUCGCCUUCCUUAGCGAUGGCAGAUACCGAACUUUGACCGACCGGGUGCUAGGGAUGCGGUUGACGUAUGCACAGAGGACGAUGAACCGAAACGUGUCGUUUGAGUUCCUCAACCGCCAGCUCGUCUGGCACGCCUUUACCGAGUUCUUGCUAUUCUUGCUGCCUCUGGUCAAACCUCGAAGGCUACUACGGAGAUUGUUGCGCCUCCCGACCCACCCCCUCGUCCUCUCCACCCUGCUGGCGGUGCUGCCGUCGUACGUGGCCUCGCGUGUGGGCCUCUCGCGCGACGAGGCAGGCAAGCCUCGCUUCCGUAUGCCUCUGGCUGGAUCAAAAGGAGUCAAGGAAAAGGAAGAGGAAGAACGUCGACAGCGAGCGCGGUAUGCCACACUGCCCGAGGGCGUCUGUGCAAUCUGCUGGGAACGCCUCGAGGCCCAGGCGGGCAUCAAGUCCCAAGGAACGGCCGCCCUGCGCGCAGGCAUCCCUUCAAGCGAUCCGCUCGACCCCUCGUCGACCUCCUCUUCCUCUUCUCCUUCUUCCUCCUCCUCUGCUGCUGCCUCUGCACCCAAUGGGGCAGCCAAGACGGCCAAGACGGCGGCAGCGCUGACGACAUCAACGAGCGCCUCGGGCUUGGCCUAUGCCGAUGCCCUGAUCCACACGUCGUACGAUGCCGAGCCGUGCGGCCACGCCUACUGCUACGUGUGCAUCGCAGACAAGCUUCUCUCCGAGGACGCGGCCGAAGAGCUUGCCGAUGGCGACGAGGCCAAUCCGGCCGCGUGGUCCUGCCUCCGAUGCGGAGCUGGCGUCAGGGGCGCAAAGAGAUCCGUCGUCGAUCAGGAAGAGGAUGCAGAGGCGGAGGGAGCAUGAGAGAAAGUGCCCAUGUACGACUAUACCUUUGCCCAUUUCCAUUCUCGUGUCCUUUGCAAUGGCAGUCUUUGAUAAUUCUGAUCCGUCCUUGAGGUGCGUGUCUCGAGGCACAGUCUGAUGGAGGAUACUGGAG
This is a messenger RNA of Acaromyces ingoldii, 1680 nucleotides long. RefSeq lists its product as hypothetical. Gene Ontology annotation, cellular component: peroxisomal membrane. The coding region runs from base 30 to 1547 and encodes 505 amino acids. Gene Ontology annotation, molecular function: zinc ion binding. The transcript is spliced from 3 exons. The record is from RefSeq and is a predicted model, not a curated record. Gene Ontology annotation, biological process: protein import into peroxisome matrix. Lineage: Eukaryota; Fungi; Basidiomycota; Exobasidiomycetes; Exobasidiales; Cryptobasidiaceae.